Phodopus roborovskii (desert hamster) is the source of this 3176-nucleotide messenger RNA. It is a transcript of the gene Cd44, whose product is annotated as CD44 molecule (Indian blood group). The coding region runs from base 143 to 2464 and encodes 773 amino acids. NCBI's taxonomy places the organism in Eukaryota, Metazoa, Chordata, Mammalia, Rodentia, Cricetidae. Gene Ontology annotation, biological process: positive regulation of ERK1 and ERK2 cascade; inflammatory response; cell adhesion. Gene Ontology annotation, molecular function: hyaluronic acid binding; cytokine receptor activity. The transcript is spliced from 19 exons. The record is from RefSeq and is a predicted model, not a curated record. Gene Ontology annotation, cellular component: plasma membrane; basolateral plasma membrane; macrophage migration inhibitory factor receptor complex.
UAAAAACGGCAGCCAACUUCCGAGGCGGCCUCAUUGCCCAGCUGCCCCCAGCCCGUGACAGGUUCCAUCCAUCCUCCUUGUCCCCGCUCCCUGCGACCCUCUUUAAGAGGCGACUAGAUUCCUCGGUUCCAUCCCGCACACCAUGGACAAGUUUUGGUGGCAAGCAGCAUGGGGACUCUGCCUCUUGUCACUGAGCCUGGCGCAGCCACAGAUUGAUUUGAACAUAACCUGCCGCUACGCAGGUGUAUUCCAUGUGGAGAAAAAUGGCCGCUACAGUAUCUCACGGACUGAGGCAGCUGACCUCUGCCAAGCUUUCAACAGCACUCUGCCCACCAUGGACCAGAUGGUGAAGGCCCUGAGCAAGGGGUUUGAAACUUGCAGGUAUGGGUUCAUAGAAGGCCAUGUGGUGAUCCCGAGGAUCCACCCCAAUGCCAUCUGUGCAGCCAACAACACCGGGGUGUAUAUUCUCACAUCCAACACCUCCCACUACGACACAUAUUGCUUCAACGCCUCAGCACCCCUGGAAGAAGACUGUACAUCUGUCACAGACCUGCCCAAUUCCUUCGAAGGACCCGUUACCAUAACUAUUGUCAAUCGUGAUGGUACCCGUUACAGCAAGACAGGCGAGUACAGAACACACCAAGCAGACAUCGAUGCCUCAAAUACCAUCGAUGAUGAUGUCAGUAGUGGAUCCUCCAGUGAGAAGACCACCUCAGAGGGCUACGUUUUCCACACCUACCUUCCCACUAUACACUCAACUGGAGACCAGGAUGGUCCCUACUUCAUCAGGAGCACCCCGGCCACCAUUGCCUCAACUGUGCACUCAAACAGCCAUGCAGCAACUCAGAAACAAAAUAAUUGGAUAUGGUUUUGGUUUGGUAAUUCACAAUCCACGACUCAGACUCAGGAGCCUACAACGACAGCAACUACAGCCUUGAUGACCACCCCUGAAACACCGCCCACGAGGCAAGAAGCCCAGAACUGGUUUUCAUGGUUUUUUCAAACAUCAGAACCCAAGAGUCAUCUUCAUACAACAACGAAGAUGCCUGGUACGGAGUCAAAUACCAAUCCAACAGGCUGGGAGCCAAAUGAGGAAAAUGAAGAUGAAACAGACAAAUUCCCCAGUUUUUCUGGAUCAGGCAUUGAUGAUGAUGAAGAUUUUAUCUCCAGCACCAUUUCAUCCACCCCACGGGUUUCUGACCACACAAAACCAAACCAAGACUGGAUCCAGUGGAAGCCAAGCCAUUCAAACCCAGAAGUACUACCUCAGACAACCACCAAGAUGACUGAUGUAGACAGAAACAGCACUAUUGUUCAUGGAGAAAAUUCGACCCAGGAACCACAGCCUCCUUUCAAUCACCAUGAGUAUCAGGAUGAAGAGGAGACCCCACAUGCUACAAGUACAACCUGGGCAGCUCCUAGUAGUACAGCAGAAGAAGCAGCUACCCAGCAGGAACAGUUUGAGAAUGGAUGGCAGGGGAAGUACUCCCCCACACCAACUGAAGACUCCCAUGUAACAUCAGGGGCAACUGCCCACAACAACCAUCCGAGUCAAAGAAUGACAACACAGAGUCAAGAGAAUGUCUCCUGGACUGAGUUCCUCAACCCAAUCUCACAUCCAAUGGGACAAGGUCAUCAAACAGAAAGGAAGGAUACGGACCUCAGUCAUAGUACAACCCUUCAGCCUACUGCAGCUCCAAAUACCCAUUUGGUGGAAGACUUGGACAGGACAGAACCACUUUCAGUGACAACUCCACAGAGUCAUUCUCAGAACUUCUUUACAUCACAUGGAGAACUGGAAGAAGACAGAGACCACCUGACAACUUCUAUUCUGCCAUCUAGCACUAGGAGUGGAAGAAGAGGUACAAGCCUUCCCAAAGACACAACUACUUCUCUGGAAGGCUACACCCCUCAUUACCCAGACCCAAUGGAGAAUGGGACUCUCACCCCAGUGACUCCUGCUAAGACUGGGGUCUUUGGAGAAACUGAAGUGACUGUUGCUGCAGACUCCAACUUUAAUGUUGAUGGCUCCUUACCAGGAGACCAAGACUCAUCCAUGGACCCCAGUGGGGAUUACCACACUGUAACCAAUGGAUCCGAAUUAGCUGGACACUCAAGCGGGAGUCAAGACGGUGGGUUGAGCACAACUUCUCCUCCUGAGAGGAAACCUCAGAUUCCAGAAUGGCUCAUCAUCUUGGCAUCACUUCUGGCGCUGGCUCUGAUUCUUGCUGUUUGCAUUGCUGUCAAUAGUAGGAGAAGGUGUGGGCAGAAGAAAAAGCUGGUGAUCAACAGCGGCAAUGGAAAGGUAGAAGACAGGAAACCAAGUGAGCUCAAUGGGGAGGCCAGCAAAUCUCAGGAAAUGGUGCACCUGGUGAACAAGGAACCAUCAGAGACUCCAGACCAGUUUAUGACAGCUGAUGAGACACGGAACCUGCAGAAUGUGGACAUGAAGAUUGGGGUGUAGGCCUACACCAGUAACUUGGAAAGACACCAAAAUCACAGACAUGUCAAUAUUGGGAGCUGGGACCCUUAACAGAUGCAAUGUGCUACUGAUUAUUUUUAUUGGGGGUAGUUUCUGCACAAAAUUUUCUAUUUCUUUUACAUUUUGUUAAAAGUCCAUUCCAAUUUAUGAAAACAGCAUUGCUUUCUGAAAUGAGGGCCCAAAGAAUACUCCAUUAAGAAUUUAACUCUUCCAGCUCCUUCUUAGAGGUCUUGCAUUCCCAAGCAAUGCUAUGGAUGGCUUCUAUCAAAUGCAUAUUCUUGGUCCCUAUUGAACCUUUUCCCUAACCUAAGUCCCAGGUAACUGCCACCAGCCAGGGACUUACCCCAGGGCUUAGCGGGAUUGGUGUCUGGGAGGAAAUUUGAAUGGGUCCAUAUUGCCUCUCCAGCAAUCCAGUCCUUGGGCAUUGCUUUCCAGCACGGUGGGAGAUCAGGUGUACUGGUUACAUACCUUUUUUUAUAAACUCUCCUCUCUGCUGGAAAAUUUUCAGAUGCUUCUGAGAGAUCCCCAAAUGGGUGACGCUAUUUAUCUGUAGUAAGCUAUUUAUCUUUGUUUUUGAAAUAUCAAACCCUGGAGGUCCUUUGUUCAGUAUGAUUUUUUUUUUAGGUUACUUUGUCAGAAGCAUACCAGGUUAUAAGUUGAUGCAUAAUAAACACCUGUCCAUCUUCCAUCUUGA